Messenger RNA from Penicillium expansum, 159 nucleotides. RefSeq lists its product as uncharacterized. Bases 1 to 159 code for a protein of 52 amino acids. The record is from RefSeq and is a predicted model, not a curated record. The transcript has a single exon. NCBI's taxonomy places the organism in Eukaryota, Fungi, Ascomycota, Eurotiomycetes, Eurotiales, Aspergillaceae.
AUGAAUGGAGACUCCGGAGAGAGUCCCAUGCCAUCUCCCCGCAAAGUGGCUGCACGCAGUCACCGGAAUUCCCAGAAAGGCAAAAACGGCCCUGCUGUAACCCCACGUGCCUACCACUUUAGCCGGGGAAUCGGGGAAUAUGGGGAGACACUUGUUUGA